CCACGCGGGCGCCGAGGUGUCCCGGGUCGUCGUGGACCCCACGACGGGGCGGCGCUAUUGCCGCGGCCGGGUGCUGGGCAAGGGCGGCUUCGCCAAAUGUUACGAGAUGACGGAUUUGACCAACAACAAAGUCUACGCGGCCAAGAUCAUCCCGCACAGCCGGGUGGCCAAGCCCCACCAGCGGGAGAAGAUCGACAAGGAGAUCGAGCUGCACCGGCUCCUGCACCACAAGCACGUCGUCCAGUUCCACCACCACUUCGAGGACCAGGAGAACAUCUGCAUCCUGCUCGAGUACUGCAGCCGGCGGUCCAUGGCUCACAUCCUGAAAGCGAGGAAGGUGCUGACGGAGCCCGAAGUCCGAUACUACCUCUGGCAGAUGGUGUCGGGGCUGAAGUACCUUCACGAGCAGGAAAUCCUGCACCAGGACCUCAAACUCGGGAACUUUUUUAUUAACGAGGCCAUGGAGCUGAAAGUCGGGGACUUCGGUUUGGCAGCCAGGCUGGAGCCCUUGGAGCACCAAAGGAGAACAAUAUGUGGUACCCCAAACUAUCUCUCCCCCGAAGUCCUCAACAAGCAAGGGCACGGCUGUGAGUCGGACAUCUGGGCGUUGGGCUGUGUAAUGUACACGAUGCUGCUCGGAAGGUCCCCGUUUGAAACCACGAACCUGAAGGAAACGUACAGGUGCAUCCGAGAAGCCAGGUACACCAUGCCGUCCUCCUCGCUGGCCCCUGCUAAGCACUUGAUAGCGAGCAUGUUGUCCAAAAACCCCGAGGACCGGCCCCGUUUGGAUGACAUCGUUCGCCAUGAGUUCUUUGUGCAGGGCUUCACUCCCGACAGGCUCUCCUCCAGCUGCUGCCACACGGCCCCCGAUUUCCACCUGUCCAGCCCCGCAAAGAAUUUCUUUAGGAAAGCCGCUGCUGCUCUUUUUGGUGGCAAAAAAGACAAAGCAAGAUACAUUGACACACACAAUAGAGCAUCUAAAGAAGAUGAAGACAUUUACAAGCUCAGGAACGAUUUGAAAAAGACUUCAAUAACGCAGCAACCCAGCAAACACAGGACAGACGAGGAGCUCCAGCCGCCUCCCGCCACAGUGGCCGGGUUGGGAAUGGCUGUGGUGAAAAACAGGCAGCAGGUGGGGGACGUGAUUCGGAUGAUUGUCUGAGGGACCCUUGGCAGCUGCAGCAGCAGCAGUGAGUGCCUGGAGGACAGCACCAUGGAGAGUGUGGCGGGCACGGUGGCCAGAGUCCUCCACGGGUGCCUGGAGAACAUGCCGGAAGCCGACUGCAUUCCCAGGGAGCAGCUGAGCACCUCCUUCCAGUGGGUCACCAAGUGGGUCGAUUACUCCAACAAGUACGGCUUCGGGUACCAGCUCUCCGACCACACGGUGGGCGUCCUCUUCAACAACGGGGCCCACAUGAGCAUCCUUCCAGACAAGAGGACCGUCCACUACUACGCGGAGCUCGUCCAGUGCUCUGUCUUCACAGCGACAGCCGCCCCUGAGCAGUUCAUCAGCCAAGUGACGGUGCUGAAGUACUUCUCCCACUACAUGGAGGAGAACCUGAUGGAUGGUGGAGACCUGCCCAGCGUCACUGACACCCGGCGGCCUCGGCUCUACCUCCUUCAGUGGCUCAAGUCCGACAAGGCCUUAAUGAUGCUCUUCAACGACGGCACCUUCCAGGUGAAUUUCUACCACGACCACACGAAGGUCAUCAUCUGCAGCCAGGACGAGGAGUACCUGCUCACCUACAUCAACGAGGACCGGCUCUCCACCACCUUCCGGCUGACCACGCUGCUGGUGUCGGGCUGCGCGCCGGAGCUGAAGCAGCGGAUGGAGUACGCGCUGAACAUGCUCCUGCAGAGAUGCAACUAGCGACUGGGCCGAGGCCGCAGCUCCUCCCACGGAGCCAUGCGGCCAGGGGAAGGUUCCGCACGUUGCGAGGCGGACAGCGGUG
Molecule: messenger RNA, 1952 nt
Organism: Myotis myotis
Lineage: Eukaryota; Metazoa; Chordata; Mammalia; Chiroptera; Vespertilionidae
Product: serine/threonine-protein kinase PLK2-like
Exons: 1
Biological process (GO): mitotic cell cycle; protein phosphorylation; regulation of cytokinesis
Cellular component (GO): centrosome; spindle pole; nucleus
Molecular function (GO): protein serine/threonine kinase activity; ATP binding; protein binding
Source: RefSeq, a predicted model, not a curated record